Dentiscutata erythropus is the source of this 226-nucleotide messenger RNA. The record is from the annotation of a GenBank genome assembly. Lineage: Eukaryota; Fungi; Glomeromycota; Glomeromycetes; Diversisporales; Gigasporaceae.
AUGUUUGAUAAAGAAUUAGCAGUGAAUUCAAGACAAAUUAUUGGGAAAAUUUCUCACAGUGUUUUAGACACUUCUACUACAAAAAUAAUAACACCCAAAGUUGGAAACUACCAAAUUCAAGAAACAACGACCAGCAACUUUACUGAUCCUAAACGUUAUCUAGAAAAAGAAAAGGAUGAAAAAAAGGCAUUCGACUAUUAUAAAGAAGGUGUAUUUAAUGUUGGGC